Molecule: messenger RNA, 3149 nt
Organism: Scatophagus argus
Lineage: Eukaryota; Metazoa; Chordata; Actinopteri; Scatophagidae
Product: F-box only protein 30-like
Exons: 3
Coding region: 239-2521 (760 amino acids)
Molecular function (GO): ubiquitin protein ligase activity; protein binding; zinc ion binding
Source: RefSeq, a predicted model, not a curated record
UUCAUGUAAAGUUGACGUACAAUGUCGUCAAUAAAGUUUUGAACAGAAAAAAAAGAGUGAUAAGAAUUGUAGCUAGCUCUCAAUAGCAGUUUCUCCAGAGAGGCAACAAAAUCAGUUAAAACAGCUAGUUAUAUAACAACCAAAUAUAUCAUACGUUUACCUGCCAACGCAACGUUAAGGACAGUGGAUUUUCUCACAGAGUUGCCCUUUGGAUCUUUCCACCCCCUCAGCACUGAAGAUGGAGGAGGACCACGUUCACUGUAUGUCUUGUUUUAAUCAGCGAUGCAUGGUCAGACCUCAGCCAGGCAUUUCUUGUGAUCUUAUCUCCUGUCCUCUGGUGUGUGGGGCUGUAUUUCACUCUUGCAAAGUUGUUGAGCACCAGCUUAUGUGCCCAUUGGCCAGGGUCCCCUGCCUAAACAGUGGAUAUGGCUGCCCCGUCAACCUAGUGCGCAACCAAAUGUAUGCACACCUCGAAGUGUGUCCAGCUGGAGUGGUGUGUUGCACCAUGGAGUGGAACAGAUGGCCCAUUAGCUGCCUUGACUAUACUUCCUAUGAGAGCCUGAGUCGUGGCGUGGAGGAGGUGGAGCAGCUGGACAUGGCCCUUGCCCUUCAGGACCAGCGUACACUACUGGAGUCCCUCAAGGUGAUUGCCAUGGCACCUACUACAGAGGGAGAGCCACUUGCGUCUGUUAGCAAGGAGAAUAGGGCAACACACUCAGGUUUACUUACAUCUGCACCGGGCGCCUCCACCUUUAUUGAGCCACCUUCACAGUCAUCAUCCUCAUGUCAGCCACAACCUCUCCCACCAGAUUCUGCUAAGGAGAAAAUUGUCAUUGGAAUUAAUGGUCUGAAGGAAGAGCACUUUACUAAACUGUAUGAGGCCACAGUUGAAACUGCAAGAAGCUUAGCCGCUGCUUUAGAAUUUGUUAGCGGUGCCAACUCUGUUGAUGGCAGCACAGACUAUGUGAACAGAGGAGCUGCCAUGCAGAGGAAUAGAUCUGUUAGCAAUGGAGACCUUCAGAAUGGCCUGGAAGACAAAACAUCUGAAGCUGCUGAAGGUUUGAAUAAAAGUGAGACGGAGGAGCAAAAUGUUUGUUCUAGUUGUUUGAGAGGAAAUGUGGCUUUGAAAGGAACAGAUCAAAAGAAUUUAAACACAACCAAUGGACCACUGUCAGACACAAGGGAGAUCGUUGUGGAGACAUCCUGUUCAGUUGUGGUGCAGGAUGACAUGAAUGCUGGGCUUUCUCCAGAGCCAGUCACCCCUCCAAUGGCAUCUCCAGUACAUGUCAGCCAGGGUGUGGCACACAGGGCUGGUCAUGUGGUCCUGGAAGAUAGGGGGAUAGUACUUUUAGAAAACUAUGGGCCUGAGCCUAAGUUCCACAACCACCAGUUUUUCAGGGGUCAGGGCCAAUGUCCAUUACCUAAUGGACGGAUUGGUUUCAUUUCAGACAGCUCACUGUAUAAAUUACAACCCAAAAUGGAGGACAAGUCAGUGGAUACCUCAGACCUGGAGCAGGAUGAAAGUCACAUGGGUCUGGGGGACAUUGAUCUGAUCACAGCAGCCCUGCUUUUCUGUUUAGAGGAGUCCAGAGAGUGCAGAAGAAUCUCUGAUACAGUCUAUGUUGAUGGCUACCAUGUUGACUUUGGGACACAAACUUUCACUUUCCCUGCAGCAAUCUUAGUAACCAACACGAGAGUUGGUGACAUGGCCUCUGCAUCUGCCUGUGACCAUGCUGCCCCCCAGCUCUCCUACCCCAGCCCUUUCCGCACUCUUCGCCUUGGUCUUGUCCUGGAAGCUCUGGAAGUUGACGCAGUCCCACAUAACCGCUACCUUCCCGCCAACCCCCGCUACCAGCAUAUGUUCCCCUUCGUCUGUGGUCAGUCAUUCCGCCGGGAUCAGUUUUCUUCCCAUUUUACAAAUGUCCACGGUGACAUUCAUGCUGGUCUCAAUGGUUGGAUGGAGCACCGCUGCCCCCUGGCAUAUUAUGGUUGCACAUUUUCCCAGCGCAGGUUUUACCCGUCCACCCAGGGAGCCAAAGUAGUUCAUGACAGGCACCUCAGGUCUUUUGGGGUUCAGCCUUGCCCAAAUGCAAAACUUCAAAAUGACUCCCAGUCUGACCAAUUAAGUGGGCUUCCUAUUGAGAUACUUUGGCACAUAGCUGGGUACCUGGACAGUUUUAGCCUGUGCCAGCUGUCAUUGGUGUCACGGACUAUGAGGGAGGUCUGUGCCAGUCUCCUCCAGACCAGGGGUAUAGUAGACCUGCAGUGGGAGCGAAGACAAUGUCCUGGUGCUCCGGGCACUGUGUCAUGGCAGAUCAAAAAUAGAGUGUGGAGAUUCAGCACUGCCUUCAGCCCAGUGUUGUCAUGGGGUUUCACUGAUCUCCCCAGCAUGUCAGACCAUCUCCAGAAAUGCCACUUCAAUAUAGUAGAGCACAAGACGGAGCCUGUACCCCUUCCAGCCAUGUGCACUGCACGAGAUGGACAUUCGCUGCGUCGCGUCCUGCGUCACAUUAACACCUGACCGAACAAAGCUGCACAGAUCACUGUGGAUUUAUGUGGAUGCUGACAUAAUAACAUUUAUUGUCUUGAAAGCAGUUAAAUCUUCCUGUAUUACACUAAAAUAUGAAGAAGCCUUAAUGAAAUAACAUCUUACAUGCAGUGAAGGUCUGUCAUUGUGAAUGGUGUGGAUGUGGAAAAAAAAAAUUAGCAUUUAGCGCGCAUGAAAUUGUUCAUUUUGUGCUGAACAUACACACAUAUUCUGGUAAGAUAACAUAUUUUCUUGCAGACAGAUAUGCACAAUAGAUUUCUAUUAUUCUAUAUGAUAUACUGAGAAAUGGAGUUUAAAUGUUUUCACUAUCUUGCCUUUCAGUAGAAUCUUGGAAAAAAAAAAAGAUUGUUGGUUAUAUUGCACUAUUUCUGUGUGACAGAGGUUAUGCCAGCACUUUACAUAAGAUUUGCUAAUCCCUCCUAUGUUGUUAUGUGACCCAACUUAACCUAGUCUUUCUGAUCACUGUAGAGGGUGUCAACCCAAUGCAAGUCUGUGGUCUGGGUUUGUAGGAUGUAUGAGUCAUCACAGGUGGAUAUUCUUGACGACAGCCCAGUAAUGCAUGUGAUUUGCUACCAUUUAAUAAAGUCUCUACAGCCUUUUA